AUGCAAACUAAAAACACCUUUUCUUGGAUAAAGAAAGAGAUUAUUCGAUCUAUUUCCGUAUCGCUAAUGAUAUAUAUCAUAACUCGGACAUCCAUUUCCAAUGCAUAUCCCAUUUUUGCACAGCAGGGUUAUGAAAAUCCACGAGAAGCGACCGGGCGUAUUGUAUGUGCCAAUUGCCAUUUAGCUAAUAAGCCCGUGGAUAUUGAGGUUCCGCAAGCGGUACUUCCUGAUACUGUAUUUGAAGCGGUUGUUCGAAUUCCUUAUGAUAUGCAAGUUAAACAAGUUCUUGCUAAUGGUAAAAGGGGAGGUUUGAAUGUGGGGACUGUUCUUAUUUUACCUGAGGGAUUUGAAUUAGCCCCCCCCGAUCGUAUUUCGCCCGAGAUGAAAGAAAAGAUAGGAAAUCUGUCUUUUCAGAGCUAUCGCCCCACUAAAAAAAAUAUUCUUGUGAUAGGUCCUGUUUCUGGUCAGAAAUAUAGUGAAGUCACCUUUCCUAUUCUUUCCCCGGACCCCGCUACUAAUAAAGAUGUUCACUUCUUAAAAUAUCCCAUAUAUGUAGGUGGGAACAGAGGAAGGGGUCAGAUUUAUCCCGAUGGGAGCAAGAGUAACAAUACAGUUUAUAAUGCUACAGCGGCUGGUGUAGUAAGUAAAAUCAUACGAAAAGAAAAAGGGGGGUACGAAAUAACCAUAUCGGAUGCGUCAGAUGAACGUCAAGUGGUUGAUAUUAUCCCCCCAGGGCCAGAACUUCUUGUUUCCGAAGGCGAAUCUAUCAAAGUUGAUCAGCCAUUAACGAGUAAUCCUAAUGUGGGUGGAUUUGGUCAAGGGGAUGCGGAAAUAGUACUUCAAGAUCCAUUCCGUGUCCAAGGCCUUUUGUUCUUCUUGGCAUCUGUUAUUUUGGCACAAAUAUUUUUGGUUCUUAAGAAGAAACAGUUUGAGAAGGUUCAAUUGUCCGAAAUGAAUUUCUAGAUUCUCGGAUUUCCAAUAUCAAGUUCGUAAAAAGAAUCAAAUUCUUGUUUUGGGAAUUCAAUUAUGUUCUGUAUAUGUUAUGUAUGAUCAAAAAUUAUGAAAAGCUUUUUGCUUGUUUCUAUUCCAGAUGUCGAUAUCGGGAAUUAUUUGUACCGCAUUCCUAGUCAUAGUAUGUAUAUUGUGAAGAAGAUUAUUUUACUUUAUCCCUUCUUUUUUUUUCAAGCCAAAUUCGAGCGGUGUCACUAGGUCACUCUUGUGAGAUUGAAAUGUCAUAGAAUGGAUCAAUCUUUUUCUAUUCUAAUAGAAUAACAUCUAAAAUUUCACUGGAUACUAAACAUAAGAUAAGUAAGUGGAGAAUAGAAAACAAAGGAUUAUUCGCCUUCUUCUUCUUAGUCUUUUCUUUGACACAAGAAAGGAAUUUUCUACAUUUCUUUCUUGUGUCUACAUAAAAACGGUUUUUGAUCCCGUUCGUCAAAAAUUACUAUCCUUAUUAGUUUCUAUUUUUUCCAUGUUUAUCAGAACCCUUUUUUUAUAUUUAUUACGUAUACAUAUAGAAAGUAGUGAACAAACAAAAAAAAAAUAGAGGGAAAUCUUUUGAUAAAAUAGAACUUAUUCUAAUGGACUUAGAAAAAAUUCAACUUUGAUGAGAUACUAAAUAGAGUAGAGUAAGGAUAAGGAUCUAUUCGAAAAGGAUUUGCUUUGCAUAAUAGCUGAUCGACAGAAAUAUAUAUUGUAAUUGUGUCAUUCAGGAAAAUGAAAUCGAGCGAUUCCUUCUUUCUUCUAACUUUGAAAGAUAGAUAAGAUACUAUCCGCGAAUAAGGGAUGCUCUAAAUUAAUUAAUGAAGUUUUCAAAAACAUUAUAAGAAAUGAAGUUUUUUUUUCAAAAUAGGGAAAAGUUAUUUUUUUUAUUUAUACUAAUAAAAUAUUAUGAAAGCUUAAGAAGGCUUAAGAAGGCUUAAGAAGGCAAGGAUCCACUUGCCUUCUUAAGCUUUCAUGUCUCCAACUCAGUUCAUCUUAUUAUUAGAUUAUUACAGAGAUGAACCCAACCCGGAGUAUGAACCAUAAAAGAAAAUACCUAUUAAACCGAUCACAAGAAUACCAGUUACAGUACCUAUUAUCCAAAGAGGAAUCCUUCCAGUAGUAUCGGCCAUUUAUCCCGCUUCCCUCCACCAUUUCUUUCAUCAAGUUGUCAUGCUAAAGACAUAAACAGCCAUAGAUAAUUAUGAGAUGUAAUCCUUCCGAAUGGGUUAAGAUAAUUCUUAUUAUUAUUUAGUAUUCUACUAUUCUUUUUUCUUCUCUUAAUUGAAGAAAUAAUUGGAAAAUAAAACAGCAAGUACAAAAAUGAGUAAUAACCCCCAGUAGAGACUGGUACGAUUCAAUUCAACAUUUUGUUCGUUCGGGUUUGAUUGUGUCAUAGCUCUAUAAUUUGUAUUAGGUUUAUCGUUGGAUGAACUGCAUUGCUGAUAUUGACCCUAAAAAAGAAACGGUAGGUACAGCUAGUCCAUGAACAGCUAACCAUCGCACUGUAAAAAUUG
Molecule: messenger RNA, 2498 nt
Organism: Syzygium oleosum
Lineage: Eukaryota; Viridiplantae; Streptophyta; Magnoliopsida; Myrtales; Myrtaceae
Product: cytochrome f
Exons: 1
Coding region: 1-963 (320 amino acids)
Biological process (GO): photosynthesis
Cellular component (GO): chloroplast; thylakoid membrane
Molecular function (GO): electron transfer activity; iron ion binding; heme binding
Source: RefSeq, a predicted model, not a curated record